Messenger RNA from Sceloporus undulatus (fence lizard), 3780 nucleotides. It is a transcript of the gene TMEM260, whose product is annotated as transmembrane protein 260. The record is from RefSeq and is a predicted model, not a curated record. Lineage: Eukaryota; Metazoa; Chordata; Lepidosauria; Squamata; Phrynosomatidae.
UGCGCCUGCGCGGUUGCUGCCAAUGCUGCUGGACUACUUCCAUGGGGCCACUGAGUGUGGCUGCGAUGGUGGCGGCUCUGUACGUGGCUGGGCUGCCCCCCUCGGUCCCCGGGGGAGACUCCGGGGAGCUGAUCACAGCCGCCUAUGAGCUUGGAGUUGCUCAUCCCCCAGGCUAUCCGCUAUUCACUCUUCUGGCUAAAUUGGCAAUCGAGUUGUUGCCUUUUGGUUCCGUUGCCUAUCGAGUCAAUCUCCUGUGUGCCUUGUUGGGAGCAGCUGCCGCGUCGUUUCUCUUUGACACAGUUGUCAGGCUUUCUGGCAGGCGUGCCGCAGGAAUCUUUGCUGUGGGGAUGUUUGCGUUUUCUCGUCUCACAUGGCAAUGGUCCAUCACAGCAGAGGUUUUCAGCUUAAACAAUCUGUUUGUCGGGCUGCUCCUGGCUCUCUCUGCGCGCUUUGAGGAGGCGAGGACAGCGAAGGAGAGAUCAAAGAUCUGUCAAGUAGGUGCUUUCUGCUGCGGGCUGAGUUUGUGCAACCAGCACACCAUUGUGAUCUAUGUGCUUUGCAUUGUGCGGUGGGUCUCCUUUCGCUUGUUCCGGGAGAGGGAAUUGACCCUGGGCUACAUCCUGAAAUUGGGGCUGUGCUUCUUGGCUGGUUGCCUGCCUUAUCUCCAUUUGCCUGCCUCUUCUUCUCUCAACAAAGCUCGAUGGACCUGGGGGGACCAGACACACCUGAAAGGAUUUAUGACCCAUCUUCUCAGGGAAGAGUACGGGACAUUCAAUCUGGCAAAAUUGGAAAACGGAUCCAGUAUGGCAGACAUAUUGCGUUUUCAGGUGACCCACAUGAAGAUGGAACUCUCCCUCAUAACCCCAGUCCUUGCAGUUGCAGCGUGUUUGCAUUCCUCAGUGAGGCCCAGAGUAGGGAAGCAGCAUUUGGUCUGGCUUUUUACCUUGAUGCUCUUGGCAUAUCACUUUUCUUUGCUUGGAGAGAACCUGGAUAUAUCAAGGCCUCUGUUUCAGGGAGUGUCUUGGGGAAAGGUGGGAAUAAAUAGAAAUGAUGGCAACGAUGAUGGUAGUGGUGAUGGCAGUGGCACUAUAAUUGCAUGCUUAGAAUGGCUUUUUGCUGCUGUUCUCAUCAGCAAAAUUACCUCCAGUUACAGCAUCUGUGACCAAAGCCAUAAUGAUGUUGUUGACCGCUUUGCAAGGAACCUUUUGUCAUCCAUGCCUUCAGAUGCCAUCAUCUUGCUACGAGGAGACCUGCCUGGGAAUUCCCUUCGUUACCUUCAUUAUUGUGAAGGAAUAAGGCCAGAUAUUACUUUGGUUGACCAGGAGAUGAUGACUUACCAUUGGUACUUGCCGAAGUUAGCUAAACAUUUGCCUGGUGUUGUUUUUCCUGGGAACCGCUGGAAUCCUGUGGAAGGGCUAUUACCUGAUGGAACAACCACCUUUAAUCUCCAUCAUUUUCUCAAAGUAAAUAAACACAAAGAAGUCUUUGUCUGCAUUGGGCUUCACGAAGGUGACCCCACCUGGAAGAAAGACUACGCCCUUUGGCCGUGGGGGUCUUGUGACAAGCUUGUGACUUCAAAAGCUGCCUUUGAUCCCGGAGAGUGGAUCAGUCAUACCAGAAAUCUCUACAACUGGAGUGAAGAAUAUGGGAGGUUUGAUGCCUCUUCGUGGGAGUCAGUAGCCAAUGAGGAGAUGUGGCAAGCCAGGAUGAAAACAGCCUUCUUCAUUUUUGACCUCGCAGAAACUGCUCCGGUGUCUGCAGAUGUGAAAGCGCAGUUGUACACGUUUGCUUACAAUGUAUACAAGGAGAUCAUAAGUGCUCAUGAAACCCACCCGGUGAACUGGCACAAAAACUAUGCAAUCGCAUGCGAGAGGAUGCUGCGUUUGCACCCGCCAAUAGAAGACUCGGAAGUCCUGCUCUCAGAAACCAUCAAACACUUCCUCCUUUAUACCAAGAAAGCUGAGGAUGAUCCCCAGCAAGGACAGAUUUUGCAAGCUGUAAAACAUCUGAAGAAAGAACUCCGAGAGCUGAGAAAAGUAAAGAAAGAGGGAAACAGGCAUAAGGUGUAGGAGGGCUUUGCAGUCUGUUGCUUUGAGGGGAAACAAAAUGGGCUUUGAACAGCUGAGGGGAAAAUCACAUUGAAGUGGAUGGAAAACCAAUAGGUAAACUGAACUUGAAUGUUCUUGUAGAUGGAAGAGAAGCAAAUGUGUGUGUUGGUUAGUUAUGGUCUUUUUUAGUUUUAAGAAGAAAAGAUUUUAAAAGGGGGAUUUAAAUGAUACAAGUAUAUAAAAGGAUGUGCAAGAAAAAGGACAAAGGUUGUCUGAAAUUUGCCAGCCACAGAUGCUGGCGAAACGUCAGGAAUAAACUCUUCUAGAACAUGGUCACAUAGCCCAAAAAAACCUACAAAAAACUAUGGAUGCCGUCCAUAAAAGCAUUUGACUUCACAAAGGUUGUACUCUUUCGCAAUACCAUGGGUCCUUGGUAUCCACUAGGGUUUGGUUCCAGGACCCCCAGUGGAUACCAAAAUCCAUAGAUGCUCCAGUGCCAUUGUAUACAUUGGCAUAGUAAAAUGGUGUCCCUAAUAUAAAAAUAGCAAAAUUAAGGUUUGCUUUUUGGAAUUCUUUUUGUUUGGAAUAUUUUCAUACCAUGGCUGGUGGAAUCUGUGGAUAAAGAAUCUGUGGAUGUGGAGGGCCGACUAUACAAGGACUUAGAGUCAUCCAGUGAAGGUAAUUGGCAGGAGAUUUGGAUCAGAUAAAAGCAGUGCCAGAUGGUAUCUACCAAAACUUGAAGAGACAAGGUGACCAGAGGAAGGCAAAGCUAAAGUCAACAGUAGAGGGAGCCAAAUAAUUUUGGUUGCAAUGGCACAGCAGUGUUCAGUCUGUAAUAGUUAAUGCCUCUCUCGGGUUGGCAACUGCAGAAGACACCUUGCCCCCCUAGGGACCUUAGAAGGCUGUAUCCGUUAGGGCUUAAUAUUUACUUUAUAAUUGUUUUAAACUUUAGAAGCCCCUGCUACUACCCAUAAGGAACAUGAAGGGCAAUAUUGCCAUGUUUGUGGACCCCCUGGGCUGUUUUAAACCCAGGAGAUUCCAUUUUUUUCCAAGCGAGAAGUCAAGUCCAUUUCAAAAAAGUAAAAACAAAAACAAGCUAUACUGAACCUAAAACAGACUAAGGGGCCAAUACAUAAGAGUUUAUCACACAAAGGCGAUCAGGAGUUUAUCCCGUGAAUAUCCCAGAAAAAUCACUUAAUUACGUGAAGCUAUUUCACACGAUGUCACACAAAACCCACCAUUAAAGUGGUCACAAAGAAGCAUUAGCACGUAUCUUUUUUAGUUCAGGAUUUCAGCAGCAAUGCAUUUCCGAUAUCACUUUAUUUGCACAAUUGCAUGUAAUAAUCAUUCGUGCAGUUACUUGCCAUUUUCACUUUAUUUGCGGGAUGGUUUAAAUGUGCUUUAAUCUCUCUUUAAUGCCAAAAAUUAACCCCAGUGUGAUAAACUCCAUAGUGAAAGUACCCCCAUAAUCCAUAUGGCAUAUGCCGGGGCUUUUAAAAAACAAACACAAAAACAUAUUUCCAAAAAAAUUUGCCAAUUUCCCCCAUCCCAUGGAAUCCUGUUUUUUUUUUUGGGGGGGGGGGUUGUUUGUUACUUUGAUAAGACACUAGAGCUCCCUAAACUACAAAUAGAGAGCUAGCAUGGCAUAGUGGUUUGAGCAUUGAACUACAACUCCAAAGAUCAGGAUUCAGAUUCUGCUCAGCCAUGGAAACCCACUGGGCAUCCUUGGGCU